Molecule: messenger RNA, 6438 nt
Organism: Lutra lutra (Eurasian river otter)
Lineage: Eukaryota; Metazoa; Chordata; Mammalia; Carnivora; Mustelidae
Gene: SMC2
Product: structural maintenance of chromosomes 2
Exons: 25
Coding region: 241-3816 (1191 amino acids)
Biological process (GO): chromosome organization
Cellular component (GO): chromosome
Molecular function (GO): protein binding; ATP hydrolysis activity; ATP binding
Source: RefSeq, a predicted model, not a curated record
UUCCGGCCUGGUUGCCGAUCGUGGGACGAAUGUUGCAGCCGCUGUGCUAGAGUCUUUUUGGUAGCUCCCGAAACCCGGCAAAGUGGCCCGGCUUUCUGCUCUUGUAACCGAGAGUAGCUUCUAAGGCGCCUCAAGCCCGGACGGCCUUUCGCAGCGGUGAGGCUGGUGCGUGCUCGCGGCAGAGCUCCUUUGUGGACUGUUCGAUUCCUAGCAGUUUACCUGUCCAAGUCCCUAGUGAAAAUGCAUGUUAAGUCAAUCAUCCUUGAAGGAUUUAAGUCCUAUGCUCAGAGGACUGAAGUCAAUGGUUUUGACCCCCUCUUCAACGCUAUCACUGGUUUAAAUGGUAGUGGGAAAUCCAACAUAUUGGACUCCAUCUGCUUUUUGCUGGGCAUCUCCAACCUGUCUCAGGUUCGGGCUUCUAAUUUACAAGAUUUAGUUUACAAAAAUGGGCAGGCGGGUAUUACCAAAGCCUCAGUGUCAAUCACAUUUGAUAAUUCUGACAAAAAGCAAAGCCCUUUAGGAUUUGAGGUUCAUGAUGAAAUUACAGUAACGAGGCAGGUGGUUAUUGGUGGUAGAAAUAAAUAUUUAAUCAAUGGAGUAAAUGCAAACAAUACCAGAGUACAAGAUCUCUUCUGUUCUGUUGGCCUUAAUGUUAACAACCCUCACUUUCUCAUCAUGCAGGGUCGAAUUACAAAAGUAUUGAAUAUGAAACCUCCAGAGAUUUUGUCCAUGAUAGAAGAAGCAGCUGGAACCAGGAUGUAUGAAUACAAAAAAAUAGCUGCCCAGAAAACUAUAGAAAAAAAAGAAGCUAAGCUGAAAGAAAUUAAGACGAUACUUGAAGAAGAGAUUACUCCAACAAUUCAAAAGCUAAAAGAGGAAAGAUCUUCCUACUUGGAGUACCAAAAAGUAAUGAGGGAAAUAGAACAUUUGAGUCGUUUAUAUAUUGCCUAUCAGUUUUUGCUGGCUGAAGAUACAAAAGAACGCUCAGCUGAGGAAUUAAAAGAAAUGCAAGAUAAAGUUGUAAAGCUUCAAGAAAAAUUGUCUGAGAAUGACAAAAAAAUAAAAGCACUUAGUCGUGAAAUAGAAGAGUUGGAAAAAGGAAAAGAUAAGGAAAUUGGAGGUAGACUUCGAUCUUUAGAAGAUGCGCUUGCAGAAGCUCAGCGAGUUAACACUAAAUCUCAAAGUGCCUUUGAUCUCAAGAAAAAAAAUCUGGCAAGUGAAGAAAACAAACGCAAAGAACUAGAAAAAAAUAUGAUUGAGGAUUCUAGAACUUUAGCAGCAAAGGAAAAAGAGGUUAAAAAGAUAACAGAUGGGCUGAACGCACUUCAAGAAGCAAGUAAUAAAGAUGCUGAAGCUUUGGCCGCCGCACAGCAGCACUUCAAUGCUGUGUCCGCUGGACUGUCGAGUAAUGAAGACGGAGCAGAAGCAACUUUGGCUGGUCAAAUGAUGGCUUGUAAAAAUGACAUAAGUAAAGCUCAGACAGAAGCCAAACAGGCUCAGAUGAAGUUGAAACAUGCCCAACAAGAAUUAAAGACUAAACAGGCUGAAGUUAAGAAGAUGGAUAGUGGCUACAGGAAGGAUCAAGAAGCUUUAGAGGCCGUGAAGAAACUUAAAGAAAAACUUGAAGCUGAAAUGAAAAAGCUAAAUUAUGAAGAAAACAAGGAGGAAGGACUUCUGGAAAAGCGCAGGCAGCUAUCUCGUGAUAUCAGUAGAUUGAAAGAAACAUAUGAAGCUCUCUUAGCCAGAUUUCCUAAUAUUCAAUUUGCCUACAGGGAUCCAGAGAAGAACUGGAAUAGAAAUUGCGUGAAAGGACUUGUGGCUUCUCUGAUUAGUGUGAAAGAUACUUCUGCAACCACAGCUUUAGAAUUGGUGGCCGGGGAACGGCUCUACAAUGUUGUUGUGGACACAGAGGUUACUGGAAAAAAGUUACUAGAAAAGGGGGAAUUGAAACGUCGAUACACUAUAAUUCCACUCAAUAAAAUUUCAGCCAGAUGUAUUGCUCCAGAAACUCUGAGGGUCGCUCAGAAUCUUGUUGGUCCUAACAAUGUUCAUGUGGCUCUUUCCCUGGUUGAAUACAAGCCAGAACUUCAGAAAGCAAUGGAAUUUGUCUUUGGAACAACGUUUGUUUGUAAUAAUAUGGAUAAUGCAAAAAAAGUGGCCUUUGAUAAAAGGAUAAUGACUAGAACUGUAACUCUUGGAGGUGAAAUAUUUGAUCCUCAUGGGACAUUGAGUGGAGGUGCUCGAUCCCAGGCAGCUUCUAUUUUAACCAAGUUUCAAGAACUCAAAGAUGUUCAAGAUGAACUGAGAAUCAAGGAGAAUAAGCUACAGGCUCUAGAUGAGGAAUUAGCAGGUCUUAAAAAUACAGCUGAAAAGUAUCGCCAACUAAAACAGCAGUGGGAGCUGAAAACUGAGGAGGCAGAUUUAUUACAAACCAAGCUCCAGCAAAGCUCGUAUCAUCAGCAACAAGAAGAAUUAGAUGCUCUUAAAAAAAUCAUUGAGGAAAGUGAGGAGACCUUAAAAAACACCAAAGAAAUCCAGAAAAAAGCAGAAGAAAAAUAUGAAGUAUUGGAGAAUAAAAUGAAAAAUGCAGAGGCUGAAAGAGAGCGAGAACUGAAGGAUGCUCAGGAAAAACUGGAUUUUGCCAAAACGAAAGCAGAUGCUUCUAGUAAGAAAAUGAAAGAAAAACAACAGGAAGUUGAAGCUAUCACCCUGGAGCUGGAAGAGCUCAAGAGAGAGCAUGCAUCCUAUAAGCAACAACUUGAAGCUGUAAAUGAAGCUAUCAAAUCCUAUGAAGUACAGAUUGAAGUAAUGGCAGCUGAGGUGGCUAAAAACAAGGAGUCUGUAAAUAAAGCUCAAGAAGAGGUGACCAAGCAAAAAGAAGUGAUAACAGCCCAAGACAAUGUAAUUAAAGCUAAAUAUGCUGAAGUAGCAACACAUAAGGAACAAAACAAUGAUUCUCAGCUUAAAAUUAAGGAACUGGACCACAACAUCAGCAAACAUAAACGGGAAGCUGAAGAUGCUGCUGCAAAGGUCUCUAAAAUGCUGAAAGACUAUGACUGGAUUAAUACAGAGAAACACCUCUUUGGGCAACCUAAUAGUGCCUAUGAUUUCAAAACCAACAACCCCAAAGAAGCUGGUCAGAGACUUCAGAAGUUGCAAGAAAUGAAGGAGAAACUGGGGAGAAAUGUCAACAUGAGAGCUAUGAAUGUUCUGACAGAAGCUGAAGAGCGGUAUAAUGACUUGAUGAAGAAGAAGAGAAUUGUAGAAAAUGACAAAUCCAAAAUCCUUGCAACUAUAGAAGACCUUGACCAGAAGAAAAACCAAGCCCUGAAUAUUGCUUGGCAAAAGGUGAACAAGGACUUUGGGUCUAUUUUUUCUACUCUUUUGCCUGGUGCUAAUGCUAUGCUUGCACCACCAGAGGGGCAAACUGUAUUGGAUGGUCUGGAGUUCAAGGUUGCUUUAGGAAAUACUUGGAAAGAAAACCUAACUGAACUUAGUGGUGGUCAGAGGUCGUUAGUAGCUUUGUCAUUAAUAUUGUCCAUGCUCCUCUUCAAACCUGCUCCAAUUUAUAUCCUGGAUGAGGUGGAUGCAGCCUUGGAUCUCUCUCACACCCAGAAUAUUGGACAGAUGCUGCGUACUCAUUUCACACAUUCCCAGUUCAUUGUGGUGUCACUAAAGGAGGGUAUGUUCAACAAUGCAAAUGUCCUUUUCAAAACCAAGUUUGUGGAUGGUGUUUCUACAGUAACCAGAUUUACUCAAUGCCAAAAUGGAAAGAUUCCGAAGGAAACCACAUCCAAGGCAAAAGGACCCAAAUGACCACAUCUGGAAGUUAAAAGAACAAAUUUACUCCUUCACCUUGACCUAUAUUUUAAACAUAAAGAACUUGGGCUUUACUUAUUUGUGUAAAAAUGUAAUGUUGUUACUUAACCCAUAUCUUCUCUUCCUUUAUGUAAUCACUUAUAAAUACGUAGAUUCCUCUCAAUUAGUUUAACUGUCGUCCAAUUACUGGUGAUUUUGAUUUUAUGCAUGUCCUCAAAUGCUUUUUUAUUACAGAAUUCUUUUAUAUAUAUAUAUAUAUAUAUAUAUAUGGGGGAGCCUGAGAUAACCUGGUUGGUGGUAAAUUCUGUUUGCAAAAUCAAAAAUACAAAGCAACAGAUGAAAUUAGAAGAUAAAUAUAGCUGAUAGUCAGCUUUUAAUUAGUUAAUUCCUACGGUAAUAUUAGUGUGUUUUCUGUUGUUAAGAAAGUAAUUUAGGUGAGGAAGACUUAUAAAAGCAAGUAUCUGGACCAACAGAGGGAACAUAAAAGAAGCUAUUAGGCAUGCACGAGCUGUUUGUGGCUCUUUGAAGGUACAAUGCCAGAGCCCUGAUUUAGACUUGGUGAUUUAGACUUAGCGAUGUUUGGUUAUCAUGUUUCUGUAUGCUUAGUAACUGGUGUGUGCAAUCUUAAGUUUUUAAAGUCUUUACCACUUUUUAAUAGAAGCCUGGGAGAAGGUCUUUUGCAUGCUGCCCUCCACCUUUAUCUGAAGUCUCCUCAUGUUUUCAAAGUCCAAUCAGUAACAAUCUAUUGGUGAAUGAGAAUGUAUUUAUUUUUCCUUCAUUCUGAUACAUUUAUAAAUAGAUCCAUCUGUUUUACCAAAAGAACUCAAAAUUUGUUGAUUAUGUCUUAGUGUCUUCUGCUUUUUAAUUCAAAAGGUUGAAUUUCCUUUAAGAACUCAAAAGAAGCACUACCAAUCACCGUAAGAUUACUGUACAUAGUUCCUGUUAUCUCUAGGUACAUCACCAGAAUAGUGUCUCUAAACUUUGAGUCUUGAAAGCUCUCACAUGAUCUAGUCUGAUCUUGAGUAUGUUAUUUUGCCUCAUAUCCUUCUUGAUACUUGAGUCUUAGUUCCUCUAGUUAUCCUUCACCUAUAUAUGCUUUUAGUUCUUGGCCUUGGCUUUAACAUUUCUCAUCCUUCCUUCUCAUGUCAGAUAACAUCCAGGUAACCGAUAUAAUGGGAAACAUAGGAAAGGAAUGAAUCUGGAAUUAGUUCUUGUCCACUGUGGGAGGAGAGGGAGACAAAGCUAUAAAUGCUGAAUUAUAGGAAGUCUAAUACCACAUGUAAGAGACAGGAGUUUUUUUAAUUUACUCUCAAACGUAUUGCAGACUGUCUGCCCAGACAUUUCUCUCAGUUCACACUUUCAGCAAGGUCACGUACCUGUUGACCACAGCCUAAUCAGCACUAGCUAUUAGUUUCAGUAUUUCUGAUUUGCUAGUUACAAAAUGGUACUUCAUUGCUGUUUGAACUAGGACUUUAUAAAUAACUUGUGGGGUUGAAUAUUUUGCCAUAUGAACUAAUUUCCUUUACUACAAAGUUUGUUUGCUUGCUUCCCUAAUUUUUGUCAUAUGUAAUCUUGCUCUUGGAUGAAAUUCCUCAAACAUUGAAUUUUUGUGUCAUGUUGUUCAUAUUCUUUGAUUAGAAGAAGACAUGAAGGGGAAUCGGAGACAUUUAUUUCUCACAUCCGCAAUAAUAGGAGUAACUAACAUUUACGGAGCUCUUUUAUACAUCAGAUGCUAUUCUCAUUUGCACAUGUUUUCACAUUUUAGGUAGGUACUGUUGAUCAGCAUUAUAUAAUUGAGGAAAUUGAAUUGAGCAGAGAAAUUAAGAAACUUGUCCACAGUGACAGUACAGUUACUUCAAAGCAGAGCCAAGAUACCAAUCUUGGUAGCUGGUCUCCAGAAUAUACAGUAUUUACCCUUCUGACAGUUUGAACAUUUGUGUUUAUCGUACAUAAUAAAUUUAAGACCUAUCUGGAUGAGCAGUAUGCACGAUGUGAGAAAAUUAUUUUAGGAAGAAUGUCAGACAUUUAAAAAGAAUUCCUUUGGUUUGGUUUGUUUGGGCAUUUCAGGUACACUAACAACAGCAAAAGCAAAAAGUCGAGAUUCCCUCUUCUGAUACGGUGAAGUAAUCAAAUAGUCCAUCUGCUUCCACAAUCAUGUCACCUGCAAUUUGGGGCGAGUUUUCUUCCUUUUUGAUUUGUGUGCGUUUUAUUUACUUUUCUUAACUGCGCUGUCUUGAAGUUCCAGCCUCAUGUUGUUUAAGAGUAAUAAUGAGAGCCGGCAUAUUUGCCUUUUCUGUAGAAUUCGGAGGAAAGCAUUCGGUCUUUCACUACCUAAGUAAAAUGUUAGCUAUAGGCUUUUGGUUUAUAUUCUUUAUCAAGGUAAAGACUUUUCCAUCUAUUCCUAGUUUGAUCAGUUUUGUCAUGGAUGGGUUAUUGCAUUUUCAUUGCUUUUUUUUGCAUUGAUGAUACGAUCAUGUAACUAUGUGUUAUGAAUUAUAUUACUUGAUUUUUUAAUAUUACACCUAUUUAAUCUGGUAUUCCUAGAUUAAACCCUGUUUGGCCAUGGUCUAUAAUUUUUUAUGUACAGGUAUACCUUGUUUUUUGAUUUAUGGGAAACUG